Molecule: messenger RNA, 1089 nt
Organism: Columba livia (rock pigeon)
Lineage: Eukaryota; Metazoa; Chordata; Aves; Columbiformes; Columbidae
Product: cell surface glycoprotein CD200 receptor 1-B-like
Exons: 5
Coding region: 135-938 (267 amino acids)
Biological process (GO): regulation of neuroinflammatory response
Cellular component (GO): external side of plasma membrane
Molecular function (GO): signaling receptor activity
Source: RefSeq, a predicted model, not a curated record
UGUUCUGAACAGUGACUCUGGCUGCUGAGGAUCCCUGCCAGGGGCUGAUGGGGAGCUCACAACCAGCUGGAUAGUGCAAGAAACCCACAUCACCCACAAACGCAAGAGCUGCUUUGAAAGCUGUCAGGAAGACAAUGCACGCAAUUGUUCUGCUCAGCAUCACCGCAGUCUCAGGAGUUACAGGUAACAGCAGAGUGUCAGCGACAGUAGGUAACAGCUCUGUGCUCGUCUGCUCUCUCAAAUCAAAUACAACCCUGGUAAAAUGGAAAAUAAGUCCCAAGACUGGAGGCUCCUGCACCUUAGGAUACAGGGCUGAUCAGAACAAGACAGACAGAACAAACUGCAGUGACAGCGUGAACUGGAAAUUCAGACCAGAUCGGGAUCCUGCCCUGGAGAUACAGCAAGUGGGAAUAGUCCAUGAGGGAAAUUACACCUGCGAAGUAGUAGCAACAGAAGGGAAUUUCCACAAAACGUACCACCUGACCGUGCUGGUCCCUCCCAGGCUGAUCCUGCACUGUGAUGACCACGGGAACCCCGUGUGCGAGGCAGAGGCAGGGAAGCCGCCUGCUCAGAUCUCGUGGGACCUAGAGAGCAACUCCACCCCCAGGGAAGAAGUCCACGAUGACGGGACAGUGACUGUUGUCAGCACGUUCACAGCACAUGGCACCAAUGUGACUAAUACGAUCUGCAUUGUGUCCCACCCGACUGGGAACCAGAGCAAGUCCAUAGCCUGUCGUCCCUCAAAAAACAGUGCAUGGGUUCUUCACUGUGUCAUCAGCCUUGCCAGCGUCCUGAGCCUCCUCUUCCUGCUUGCAGUUUUUCACCUCUACACCUUCUGUGAUAGCAGGACAAUGAGAAACCAGUACAAUCCAAGGCAUCUUCCACCUGCAGAGUUCUCUGGGCCUAUUUCCAACUCAGCACCUGAGCAGAGGAACUGAGAGGACCUCCCACUAUGCCUUGGUCAGCAAUGAGACAUGCAGCAGGGACACACCACUACCAAAGGGUUGAGGAGAAAGAAGCAAACAUCUGCAAUGCAGUGGGUGUAACUGUGCAGAAACACAGCAUACAGGGCAGACCCCACCUGAUCCU